This is a messenger RNA of Trypanosoma grayi, 1443 nucleotides long. Its product is annotated as solute carrier family 35, member F5. The coding region runs from base 1 to 1443 and encodes 480 amino acids. The transcript has a single exon. The record is from RefSeq and is a predicted model, not a curated record. Gene Ontology annotation, cellular component: membrane. Gene Ontology annotation, biological process: regulation of peptide transport. Lineage: Eukaryota; Euglenozoa; Kinetoplastea; Trypanosomatida; Trypanosomatidae.
AUGCCGAAGUCUCAUACGGAGCCAGCAGUCGAUAGGCAAGUCGUUCCCGACAUGGCAAAUUCUGUCGGAAAGCCCUUGGUGGGACCGGAAAAACCGCAGGAACCCUUCGAGUCUUCCACGCCUUAUCACUUUCAUGGGGGAAGCGGGCUUGCUGUAGAUUACGAGGGGGGCGCACAUGAGGAGGAGGAGGUGGAGGAGGAUACCGGUCGCUGUUGUUGCUGCUUUAGGUGCAGGUGCUUGAAAGGCGUAUCCGUUGGCAAGCAUGCCCUUGGGAUCUUUCUUAUUCUAUGUGUCACCGUCAUUUGGGUUGCCUCGUCUGCGUGGAUUCAAUACAUAUUCGGUGAACUCGAGUAUGAGAAGCCGUACUUCUUGACGUACUUCAAUACCGGCGGAUUCGCACUGUGGAACUUGGGCUACCUCAUCAUGCCGUCGUGGCGCCGCAUUCCAUGGGACAACACGGAGAAGUCAGAACCCAUUAUCUUCAUCGACCACGACCUGAAGAGUACAUACGAGGGACCGCGGCGGCUAUCAAACGACAACACUCCAGCUGCUCAAGCAGCAGCUGAAACUAAAGUGACCGAGGAAGUGUCGUUAGUAACAGUCGUCCCACGUGAUGCAGAGACGCUCCUUCCUCUCAAGGCUAGCAAGACGCUCGAGAAACUGAAGCCGUACAGCAAGCUUAAGAUAUUCAAGUGUGCGUGCGCAUUCUGCCCCUUGUGGUUUGCAGCAAAUUACUUGUUCAAUCUCUCAUUGUCCCGUACAUCAAUCGCUUCCAACACAGUGUUGAGCUCCACAUCCUCCAUAUGGACGUUGCUGCUCUCCUUUCUGCUCUUGGGACAACGUAUCACCGUGAUCAAGCUGGGUGCGGUGGUGUUAUGUGUCGGUGGGUCUGUGAUGAUCGCGUUCGCCGAUGGAAAAAGUGCGUUGGAAGGAGAAGGCGUUAGCGGCGACAUUCUCGCAGUUGUCUCUGCCAUGUUCUACGCCCUCUACACAAGCGUUCUCAAGUGGUUCCUACCUGAUGAUGAGCGGUUUUACAUGGGGAUGACGUUCGGCAUGGUCGGUGUCAUAAACCUCGUUUGCCUGUGGCCGUUCCUCCCCGUUCUGAACGCCAUCGAGUUUGAGCUGUUCCAAUUACCCACACCGCAGCAGUUCUGGCCAUUGGUGCUGAAUACGCUUAUCGGGACGAACCUCAGCGAUGUUCUGUGGGCGCGCAGUGUCGUGCUCACGUCUCCCGUCAUCGCGACGCUCGGGCUGACGCUGACAACGCCGCUGGCGAUGGUGGUGGACGCUGUGUGGAAGGGGGCAAAAUUCGCGCCACUCUAUGUGGUGGGAGCUAUGUGUGUAAUGGUGGGAUUCAUUGUGGUGAAUGUCGAGGAUCAUGUGUCACGGACAUGCGUUCUCCGCCUGUACAACCGGCUCCGAAGUGGCCCUCUUGACCAAUAA